Messenger RNA from Microstroma glucosiphilum, 1590 nucleotides. Its product is annotated as RraA-like protein. The record is from RefSeq and is a predicted model, not a curated record. Gene Ontology annotation, molecular function: protein binding. Bases 69 to 1352 code for a protein of 427 amino acids. The transcript has 3 exons. NCBI's taxonomy places the organism in Eukaryota, Fungi, Basidiomycota, Exobasidiomycetes, Microstromatales, Microstromataceae.
CACUUGGGUACGCAGUGACACCUUGCUGCUCACCUCGACUGCCUGUACCCAUUGCUCAUCUGCCCACCAUGACCUCCUCAUCCUCUGCCAUUGACUCUUCCAUCGACAAUGCAAACACCGUCGCACCGCCUGCGGCCACGUCCAACAUCUGGAUUGCCGCUUCGGAAGGCGCCAUCCCACACGUAGCCUACUUCCUCACCACCGACAGGAGCCUCACCCCCACCUCGCCCGACUCCAACACAUACACUCCUCUCCACGCAGCUGCAUCUUACUCGCACAUCCAUCUCCUCAGGUAUCUGCUCAAGCACAACACCAUCAAGCCGGGCGACGUGGACGUGCAGGACGACGAUGGAGAUACGCCUCUCUUCCUGGUGGAAGACGUGGAGACCGCAAAGGUCCUCGUGGAAGAAUUCGGAGCUGAUGUGCAUCACAAGAACAAAGAAGGGCUAAGCGUCAGCGAGACAUUGGAAGAAAAUGGCUGGAGUGACGUCGCAAAGUACAUCAGGGGCAUCACGGGCGAGAAGGAGCCAGUCCUCGAUGAGAUCGAUGAGGGAGACGAGGAAGAAGAUGAUGAAGAGGACGUCGAAGACCCCGAAGAAGAGGAAGUAGACGACAAGGAACACAAUGGAGUGGUCACCAAGAAGUACGUAGAGAUGCUGAGCGAGUACGGGUCCUGCGAGCUCUCCGACGCCCUAAUCAAGCUCUCGCAUCCCACCGGCGGGCACCUUCCCAACCUCUCCAUCGUCUCUCCACAUCUCGCCUCCACCUCACAACUCACCUCUCACAAGAUAUGCGGCCAAGUGUUCCCCGUUCAAAUGGUUGCGACAAGUGACAAGUCUGCCCCUCCGAAGCCCGCACAGCACUUUGUUGAUGCGGCACCCGAAGGGAGUGUGAUGCUCGUUCAGGCACCGCCAAAGACGGAGAGCGCCAUUUGGGGGGGACUAAUGACUGCUAGGGCUCAGAGUAAAGGGGUGAAGGGAGUGGUGCUAGAUGGCAAAUGUAGAGAUUUGGCAGAGCAGUGGGAGAGUGGCUUCACAAUUUUCGCAAAAGGUCACUCCACCCUUGGCCAGUCCCCUUUCACUCGCCCGGCAAAGCUUGGCGAGUCUCUUACUUUCCCUGCUUCACCAGCGGAGGGCGCAAGCGACACAGUGGAUCCUUCUUUCCCGUCGAUGACCGUCGAGCCCGCGGACUUGAUACUGGCAGAUGUCGACGGAGUUGUGGUGGUUCCUCGUUCCCAGGUGACUCAGGUGGUCGAACUAGCGAAGAAGGGAAGAGAGGUCGACGAGCGGUGCAUGAGAGAUCUCAGGGAAGGCAAGGGCGUAACAGAGACGUUCAAAAAACAUAGAGGAUAGAUCGUGACGAUCAUAGAGCUUAUACAACUUCGUAUUCAUUACAAUGGCACGUCACCCACCAUCACUACUUUUUGAGCACAAGUCGCGAAGCCACCUCUUCAAUGACCUGUCUCAUCGUCCACUUCCCACUGAUCCGCUCCGGACUCUUGUUGACCGCUUGGAACACCUCGCCGUACCUCGCCUCAUUCUUGCGCGCCAUUUCCACAAUGGCCUCUCUACCCGCUUCGUUCCCACCAUG